CUUUGGGUUUACUUAUGGAAUGAGUGGUAUAAUGCUGAACGUUGGUAUUUAUGGUUAAGAGCAGGAUGUAAUGAUAAACUUUCAAUUUUUAAAACAAAUAUGUUUGUUGAGGCUCAUUGGAAGGUACUAAAACGUGAUUUUUUAUACAAAUUCUUUCACCCACGCUUGGAUUUGGUAGUGUUUGUCAUAAUGGAACAAUUAAUUCCACUUUAA
Molecule: messenger RNA, 213 nt
Organism: Rhizophagus irregularis DAOM 181602=DAOM 197198
Lineage: Eukaryota; Fungi; Glomeromycota; Glomeromycetes; Glomerales; Glomeraceae
Source: RefSeq, a predicted model, not a curated record